GCCACAUUGCUUACUGCGAAUAACGGUGCUUAAGCUCAAUCAGAGUCGUUCGUUAAAUGGUUUUGUUUGUUUGCAUAUAAUUUUGUAUUUUUUAAUUGUUUUCAUAUUAGUGAUUGUUUUGUAAAAGUUAAUAUGGCUGAAACACGCGUUGUUGUGCAACUCACUGAAAACCAUGGCAGCGAUCAAGAAAAUGCCGCCAGCAUUGCAGAUGAUGUUCCCUUUGGCGGCGAACUCAACGUGCUGGAUAAGAAAACAUUACGUUUAUUAUGCUGCCAAAAUGCAACAAAACCUCAAGUGAUGGUGGCCCAAAAACUACGCUUCGAUGCACUUUACGUCAAUAACAAUGAAGAGCACAAACUACGUGAACUAAACACUUUGCUAAACAAUCUGUUUGAGGAGCAACGCGACUGUUUGUUGUUGCAUCUGACAGCUCAACGUGGAUACAAUUUAAUGUUGCUGGUCGACACGCUGAUUGUGCAGAUCAAUGUGAAGCUGCAACAGCAAUGCUUGAAGCUAGUACAAUGCGACAUGCACUACAGACACAUUGUCGAAGGCAAUAGUUGCAAUUCGUUGGACGCGCAUUGCGUAUUCCAGGAUACAAAGCAAUUGAUGGCCUGGCUACUCAACGAGUAUCGUUUGCGCACCUCGUUAGCCCAAGGACACGAAGCCUUCCAGGUGGAAUACUCGGUAGUCCACCCGGAGCAGGGAUAUCGAUUCAGUGUCAACUUGCACAUUGUGCUUGUGGCCAUGGAGGAGCUUUGUCGCGGCACUUUGUGCAGUUUCCGUUGCUACUUCAGCAAUGAUCCCAUCUCGGCUGCUCUCUCGAUCACCGAAUUGACUUCCUAUGUGCGCCAUGCAGGCGAACAGGUUGCAGACAAGCCUUUGUACUUGCUGAUGUUGUGUCACGUGCUGGUCACCGACAGAAAAAUCAGUUGUAAACAUGUGCAGAUGCUUGGUCUGGCCAAUUUGGCUUGCAAGCACGAGCAGGAUCAACAAAAGGAUCACUACGAACCGCAGGCAAUCACUCCUAUUUCAAGCCACAAUCCUCUCUUGCAAUUUGAGCAGCUUAGCAACAGUUUGAAGGAGGUCAAUGAUUGCUUCAAGCUAGUCCAAGGAUUCAUGUUGCAGUAUCAAGAACAGGAGCAACAACUGCAGGAUAUUCGCCAGAGUUUCAAUCAGGAAUGCAGCAACUUUGUGCCUGCUCUGCUAGCUUCUAAAGAGCAUCUGCUACAGGUUGUGAAUUCAAUGACGCAGCAGUAAAAAACAUAUAUUUAUAGUUCAU
Molecule: messenger RNA, 1282 nt
Organism: Drosophila sulfurigaster albostrigata
Lineage: Eukaryota; Metazoa; Arthropoda; Insecta; Diptera; Drosophilidae
Exons: 2
Coding region: 133-1260 (375 amino acids)
Source: RefSeq, a predicted model, not a curated record